This is a messenger RNA of Nelumbo nucifera (sacred lotus), 1815 nucleotides long. Its product is annotated as metal transporter Nramp6.1-like. The record is from RefSeq and is a predicted model, not a curated record. Gene Ontology annotation, molecular function: manganese ion transmembrane transporter activity; cadmium ion transmembrane transporter activity. Lineage: Eukaryota; Viridiplantae; Streptophyta; Magnoliopsida; Proteales; Nelumbonaceae. Gene Ontology annotation, cellular component: plasma membrane. Gene Ontology annotation, biological process: manganese ion transport; iron ion transmembrane transport.
AUACAUGUUGGAAGAGAGAAACCCAUAAUUGUUGCAGUCCUUGGAGUAGAGACAGAGAGCUGGAGAGAUAUGGCGGCUCUGGUUCAUAUACAAGAGACACCAAGAUGGAAGAAGAUCUUGGGUUUUGUAGGGCCUGGUUUUUUGGUCUCUGCGGCUUAUCUCGACCCUGGAAACCUGGAGACGGAUUUACAAGCUGGUGCUGAUCACAAACACGAGUUGCUAUGGGUCGUACUUGUUGGGGUGAGCUUUGCUUUGAUAAUCCAAUCUCGCUCGGCAAACCUAGGAGUAGCCACAGGGAAACAUCUCUCAGAGCACUGUAAAGCUGAAUACCCAAGGCCAGUGAAUUAUUGCCUCUGGGUCCUGGCUGAGAUCGCAGUCAUCGCUGCUGACAUCCCAGAAGUGAUCGGCACGGCCUUCGCUCUCAACAUACUUCUCAACAUACCCAUCUGGAGUGGUGUCCUCCUUGCUGGACUGAAUACUCUACUCCUCCUUGGGCUGCAAAGAUUUGGCAUAAGGAAACUGGAAAUUGCAAUAGGUGUCCUGUUGCUGAUGAUGGGUGGUUGCUUCUUCGGAGUGAUGGCACACGCCAAGCCUGAUCCAAGGGAGAUCGUCAAGGGAAUGUUUGUCCCCAAAUUGAAGGGUGAUGGAGCCACACGAGAUGCAGUUGCUCUGCUUGGGGCCUUGAUCAUGCCGCAUAACCUGUUUCUUCAUUCAGCAUUAGUUACUUCCAGAAAAAUCCCUCGUUCUUUCAAUGGCAUCAACAGUGCAUGCAGACACUUCCUCAUAGAAGGAGGGAUCGCCUUAUUGGUUGCAUUUCUGAUCAAUGUUUCCGUGGUCUCAGUCAGCAGUAGCGUCUGCUACAGUCCUGGGCUUUCUUUGGAGAACAAAACCCAUUGCGAGGACAUCACCCUCAAUUCCGCUGCUUUCUUGCUUAAGAAUGCUCUUGGGAAAUGGAGCUCCAGACUAUACGCUCUCUCUUUGCUUGCCUCUGGUCAGAGUUCCACAGUCACAGGAACCUAUGCUGGCCAAUAUAUCAUGCAGGGGUUUUUGGACUUGAAAAUGGAGCUCUGGAUAAGGAACCUACUUACGAGAUGCAUAGCCAUUGCUCCGAGUCUGGUGGCCUCCAUUGUGGGGGGUUCAUCAGGAGCUGGGAAGCUUAUCAUCAUCGCCUCUAUGAUCUUAUCCUUCGAACUUCCAUUUGCAUUGGUUCCUCUACUGAGGUUCACAAGUAGCAAGACCAAGAUGGGUCACCACAAGAACUCCCUGACGGUGUCAAUAAUCUCAUGGGUUUUGGGGUUUAGUGUGAUUGGGAUCAAUAUGUACUUCUUAGCGACAAGCGUGUUGAACUGGAUGUCGAGCAACCGACUUCCUAAAGUUGCUUCAAUAUUUACAGGGGUCAUGGUUUUCCCAGUAAUGUUUCUUUAUAUGGGAAUGCUGAUAUACUUGACGCUGAAAAGGGAGACAGAGCAAACACACACGGCGAUGUCGACCUCUACAGGGUCAGGGUCGGUCAAUGAAGCUGGAGCAGAGAGAGGAUCCUCCCAGUUCAGCAAUCUUCAUCAACUUCAAGAGGGUCGUGAAAUGGAUGAUAUUGUUUGCGCCUAGCUGGAUAUCAUUAAUUAGUUGGUAGUUCAGACUUCCAGAGAAGACUUGGUGGUGGUUAUCAGGAGGCCGGCCGGCCGGCCAACCAAGCUGAGAUUGGCUGGCUCCCCAAUAAAGGUUACUUUACUGGUUUUAUUGUAAUAAGGUGUGGAUGUUGAAUUAUAUUUGAUUUAUUAUAGUAAUGUGAUCAGCAGGUCUCCUUAAUUAGCGAUC